AUGGCAACUCUAGACAAUGAGGUCAACAUUGCGUGGAUUGACUCUUAUAUCGAAUACACGAGACUCAAAGAUUUAACGCCAGAUGAGAGGAUACUCGAAAAGAAGCAAAAAUUGGAGUCGAAAAUCAGUCAACAGCAGCAAAAAGAACAGCAACUGCAAUUACUACAUCAGAGUCAAUCUAUUACACCGGGUGAAGGUAUUGACAUAAGUCUUGACGCUCCCAAUCUAGUACAGCUAAUUGAAUUUCAAGAGAAUGGGCAAGACUUGACUAAAGAGUUGAAGAAUCUUCUCAUUAAGUAUUAUUGGGCGGGAUUUGAACUAAAUGAUAAACUACGAGAAGCGGAAAUGGGUAAAGAGGCUCGACCUGGAGGAAGUGGAGGAAGCUGA
Lodderomyces theae is the source of this 387-nucleotide messenger RNA. RefSeq lists its product as uncharacterized. Bases 1 to 387 code for a protein of 128 amino acids. The transcript has a single exon. The record is from RefSeq and is a predicted model, not a curated record. NCBI's taxonomy places the organism in Eukaryota, Fungi, Ascomycota, Pichiomycetes, Serinales, Debaryomycetaceae.